Erpetoichthys calabaricus (reedfish) is the source of this 5211-nucleotide messenger RNA. RefSeq names its product EBF transcription factor 3a (gene ebf3a). The transcript has 16 exons. Gene Ontology annotation, biological process: regulation of transcription by RNA polymerase II. Gene Ontology annotation, molecular function: DNA-binding transcription factor activity, RNA polymerase II-specific; RNA polymerase II cis-regulatory region sequence-specific DNA binding. Lineage: Eukaryota; Metazoa; Chordata; Cladistia; Polypteriformes; Polypteridae. Bases 647 to 2449 code for a protein of 600 amino acids. The record is from RefSeq and is a predicted model, not a curated record.
CUAUCGAAGUUCCAUAUUUGGUCAAAGCUCCGCCCGGUCCGCGUCAGAUUCUGACAGAGCUGCUCCCGUGGGUUUAGAGUUUUGGCUCCCGGGAAAGGUUCCAUUCCUAGGGGAUAGAGGGCUGAGUUUUGUAUGCUUCCAUCCAUUCUGCAAGACGCUAAAGGCCCCUCAUCAACCUCUCCUGUGUCCGGGAACACCUCCAUGGUAAUCAUUUUUUCGUUUAUUUGUCUUUUGGAGCAGGAGCGCCUUGCAAGAAGUGGUCGAUUCAGCAGUGUCCUGAAGCUUUUUGAUGCCGUUGUAGUAGGAUGACACCACAUUGAGAGCACCAACAAAACAUAAGAAACAAAACAUAUGUAUAUUUUUAUUAAUAAAAAGCCGUUUUCCCGCUACUUGCACUACAACUGAAACGACAGGAUCACGGUCCAACUAGCUGUUGAAGUACAAGUACUCUGAGUAAAUUGUUUAUGUCGUGCCAAUUCAGGACAGAUUGAAGAAGGAAGCAAGACUUGAACUGGGCUUUCCUCCUGCUGAUCACAAGAGCAAAGUCAUCUCUUAUCUUCCAAUCGCCAAGGAAAAAAAAAGAAUCUGACAUUUCCUUAAUCCUAACCCCUUUGGUAGGAGCUGGUUUUGCACAAAAAUUGUUUUAAUGUUUGGGAUUCAGGAAAAUAUACCAAGAGGUGGGACGACGAUGAAAGAGGAGCCGCUGGGAAGUGGUAUGAAUCCAGUCCGAUCGUGGAUGCACACUGCUGGGGUAGUGGAUGCUAACACAGCCGCCCAAAGCGGUGUAGGUCUGGCUCGGGCACAUUAUGAAAAACAGCCGCCUUCCAAUCUCAGAAAAUCCAAUUUUUUCCACUUCGUCCUGGCUCUCUAUGACAGACAGGGACAGCCAGUGGAGAUCGAAAGGACAGCUUUUGUGGACUUUGUGGAGAAGGAGAAAGAGCCCAACAGCGAAAAAACUAACAAUGGAAUUCAUUACAAACUUCAGUUAUUAUACAGCAAUGGGGUCAGAACAGAACAGGAUCUUUACGUACGAUUAAUCGAUUCUAUGACGAAGCAGGCAAUCGUAUAUGAAGGUCAAGAUAAAAACCCAGAAAUGUGCCGAGUCCUCCUAACACAUGAAAUUAUGUGCAGUCGGUGUUGUGACAAGAAAAGUUGUGGCAACAGAAACGAAACACCAUCAGACCCUGUUAUCAUUGACAGAUUCUUUUUGAAGUUUUUCCUUAAGUGCAAUCAGAACUGCUUGAAGAAUGCAGGAAAUCCAAGAGAUAUGCGUAGAUUCCAGGUUGUUGUAUCAACAACAGUCAAUGUGGACGGUCAUGUGCUGGCCGUCUCAGACAACAUGUUUGUACACAACAAUUCCAAACAUGGGAGAAGGGCUCGUCGCCUUGACCCUUCAGAAGGUACGGCUCCUUCUUAUCUGGAAAAUGCUACCCCAUGCAUUAAGGCAAUAAGUCCCAGUGAAGGAUGGACCACUGGAGGAGCCACUGUUAUCAUCAUCGGAGAUAACUUCUUUGAUGGCUUGCAAGUUGUAUUCGGCACAAUGCUGGUCUGGAGUGAGCUGAUAACUCCUCAUGCCAUCAGAGUCCAGACACCACCACGGCACAUUCCAGGAGUUGUGGAAGUUACCCUCUCUUACAAGUCUAAACAAUUCUGCAAAGGUGCACCAGGACGAUUCGUUUACACCGCGCUGAAUGAACCAACCAUAGACUACGGAUUCCAGAGGUUGCAGAAGGUCAUUCCUAGACAUCCAGGGGAUCCAGAAAGGUUACCUAAGGAGGUAUUGUUGAAAAGAGCUGCUGACCUCGUAGAAGCCCUUUACGGAAUGCCCCACAAUAACCAGGAGAUUAUUCUAAAGAGGGCAGCUGAUAUUGCUGAAGCUCUGUACAGUGUACCUCGCAAUCACAACCAGAUUCCAUCUCUUGCCAACACUCCAGCACACACAGGCAUGAUGGGAGUAAACUCGUUCAGCAGUCAGUUAGCAGUCAACGUAUCAGAGACAUCACAGGGUAAUGACCAAGUAGGUUACAGUCGCAACACAAGCAGCGUGUCUCCGCGUGGGUAUGUUCCAAGUAGCACUCCUCAACAGUCCAACUACAACACAGUAAGCAACAGCAUGAACGGUUAUGGAAAUGCAGGAAUGCCAAACCUGGGGGUUCCGAGUUCUCCCGGUUUUCUUAACGGCUCAUCCGCUAAUUCCCCCUACGGCAGUAAGUAUCGAGUAGUGCCGUCAAGCCCUACCAUGGCAGCCUCUUCGGUCACCCUCCCUUCAAACUGUAGCAGUACACACGGCAUUUUCUCAUUCUCACCUGCCAAUGUCAUCUCUGCAGUGAAACAAAAGAGCGCCUUUGCCCCUGUUGUCAGGCCCCAAGCAUCUCCUCCUCCUUCUUGCACCAGUGCAAAUGGAAAUGGACUUCAAGCAAUGUCCGGGUUGGUGGUCCCUCCAAUGUAAAUGUCACUUGUUCUUCAGCACCGACCUUCCAUAAGAUGGGCUUCAGGGAACAAGUUUAUACAUAUAAAAGAUACUGGUAGAAACAGUGUCAUCAAUCAUGAAUAAAAAAAAUCAGCAACUAAUUCUGUUAUUCAGAAGAAAAAAAAAAGACUUUGUUUCAAAGACUUUAUUCAAAUUAUUAAGAAUUGACAUGCAAGCAACUUCUUCAUGAACAAUUCCAUUUUAUUGACUGAAUUUUUUCUCAUAUUUUCACAUUUCUCACUCUUGAAGAUAAAGAAAAAAAAAUGCCUAUUUUGUAUAAAGUUUCUGAUUACAUCUUGGGUAUGUCUAGUUCUUGCUAUGUGUAGGGAGAAACUCUGUGGAUGCACCAUUUUGAAUACCAUGAAAAAAAACAAACACUGAUGGAAAAUGCCUCAGAACAUUUUUCUUUUCUCUUAAAUAGAUUCACAAAUGUUGUGUAUCUCUAUAAUGUGAAUACAAUUUUUUUUUUUUUGUUUUUUUUUUUUUGGUGUGGUGAGAAUUACAAGUAGGGCCAAGAAGGUAUGAGCCAUUGAACUGGAAAGAAUAUGAAAAUAUAUAAUUUAGAAAAAAAAAACAGGGAAAUGGGGAAGGGCUGGGGGAAAAUUUUAUCAUGCUUACUUCAUCUUAAAAAAAAUAACUUUGUAACUUAUUGUAGUUAGAAAUUGUAUCUUUGAUAUUGCAAAAAUUCUUCUCUUGCCUUCGACAAGCACACUGACAGAGACAAAAUACUACUGUCUGUUGGUUAAAAAAAAAAGAAAGAAAGAAUUAUACUUCCACUGCUAGAGCUUCCUGUUAAGCAAGUGUGAUCUGCAAUGUUUUUCAACUUUUUGCUAGCACUGUAUACUAUUGCAUUCUUAGGCUACUGUGAAGUCUAUGUUUCUUGUACCAGAAAGUUGUCCUUUGACUUCUAGAUCCUUCUUCCCUAAUGUGUUUUGUAUGUGGUUAUAAAAUUGUAGACUUUUGUGAUUUUGCCAAAGUUGUAGCUAAAUAUUUAUACACUCCUCUUGAAUUUUUUCAGAUUCACCUAAAUAUUUAGUACAGAGUUUUUAUUCCUUAUGAUGUUUAUAAGGAGUAAAAUAACUUUAUUCAUAGCAACACUUUAUUUCACAUAAAACACUUGCAGUCACUAAGGGAAUUUUUUGUAACAUAUCAAUUAUAAAUAUUGUAUUUAUCUUUGAAAUUUUGUAUAUUGCUUUUCAUCAUAUAAUUUUCACUUGUAUGUAUUGUUUGUCACGGCCAGAUUUUGUGAUGCUGCAAAGAGCAUUCAGCCAAGAAAUUGCUGCCUUCAUAUGUUUAUUUCUUCUAAAGUGAUCGCAAUGUCCAUAUAUUUCAUUUGUAUUUCAGAAAAUGUGUUACUUUGUCAAGACUUUCCGUCCAUUUUUUUUUUUUUUUUAUUUUAAGGAAAAGUCAAAUUCAUUGUUUAUUUUUAUAUUAAUUUUUAAGUUAUCUAAACAAAUAAUUUUUUGAAUAAAAACUGUUUGUUGUAUAGUCAAUAAAUUGUUUGUGACACAUGGCUGUAAUGAAUACUAGUAGAAAAAAAAAAUGUGCAUGUAUGCCAACCGCAGAGAGAUGAUUCAAUUUGUGGUUGUAAAUUUUUUUUGUAGAAUGUUUAAAAAAAAAAAAAAAAAAAGUAAUUUUUACCUUGCCACCCAUGACUUUACCACGUCGCCGAACUGUGUUUACAAAAAAAAAAAUACAAAAAAAAAAAAAAAAAAAAAAAGAGAAACUAACAAAAACAAACAAAAAAAAAACAAUCAGACGUCUAAAUCUGGAAUGGUAUCAUAAAUUGAUCACUGAUGUUUUAUUAAAAUUUGUCAGAAAAACUCUAAUGAUGCUUUAACAGUGGACUUUUUGAGAAUAGUUUUGCUGCCAUUUUAUUGACAGACGUACACCACCAUGGCUAAUAAUCACUCCAUUACCACAAAGAGAUCACUCAUUAGUGGAACAAAAAGCACAACUGUCCUCAGAUAAAAUCAAACCGCGAUCCCCCUCCUUUUCUCUUAUCUCUUUCUCUACAUUUAUUUUGCUGUCUUCUGCAAAUCACUUUGAAAGUCUAUGAAAGCGACAUAUUUUAUAUUGUACCAUAGACAAAGAAUGAGUAUAAAUGUUGUAUAUUGUACAUGACAUUUUUUUAUCAAUUCCCAAAUGUACUGUAACAUGUGAAAGUUGUUUUUUGAUAUUACUUUCCCGACAGUGCCAAAUUAUCUGAUUGAGGCCAUUUUUUUUUCUUUUUUUGCUCUGCAUACUUUUCAGAAAUCAAAAACAUUUUGUAAUAUUUUGCAUACGAAUAAUUGCAUCAAGGCUUUAACCAGAAGGGGUUCUCCUUUUGGAAGAAGCCCCACUUUCAGUCAGAACUUUUUUAUGUUUUAAAAGAGAAGACAACUUUUUUUCUGUACGAGGAAAUCGGAGUAUAAGUUGUAUCAUACAAGUGAUGAAUGUGCAACGGAAAGCGCCUUGUGGCAGUGCAACCAGGCUUAACUACAUAGAAAUGGCCUGGGAAGCAGCACUCAAGGUCCUGAACAAAGAUUCAUCAUUGUUGAGGUCUGGUUUAUGUUGAUCGGUAAAUUAGUCCAGGAGCUAAUUGCUUUGUUGCCUUCAAUCAGUACGUUUAACACAAAAUGCUGUUAGGGAAUAUACAUCUAAGAUUGUUUUAUUUGUACAUUUUUUCAAAUAUUUAAUUGUAUAUAAACUGUUCAUUUUACACAAUAUUUAAUUAAAGUAUUUCUUGUCUGUGAAUUACA